This is a messenger RNA of Hermetia illucens (black soldier fly), 1479 nucleotides long. RefSeq lists its product as uncharacterized. The transcript is spliced from 3 exons. The record is from RefSeq and is a predicted model, not a curated record. The coding region runs from base 351 to 1253 and encodes 300 amino acids. Lineage: Eukaryota; Metazoa; Arthropoda; Insecta; Diptera; Stratiomyidae.
AGUGAAUCACAGGCGGAGGUGUUUCCUCUGUUGAACGCAUUCGAGUCGACCGAGAGGCUCAGUUGAAUCGCCUAUCGCCGGUCGCCUUUUGAGUUGGCGGCGUAAGUGCGCGGACGCAGGUCGAUUUGUGGGUGAGUCGCGUGGCGGCCACUUCCGAUUCCGGAUAUUCUUGCGGUGCGUGUUCUGCUCAUUGAAAAGUUCGUUACGAUUUUGCCGAGUGCUCUUGUGGCGCGAAAUUUCGCUUUGUGAAGUGUUUGUGUUUACAUUGGAAUUGGUUUAGUGGAUUUUGUGCUAUUUCGAGAAAGUGCUUGGACUGCAGUCACCUGUUGAGUGGUUGGACACCGGCGAAGAUGAAUUGGAUACUAUUCGCCGCAAGGAUUAGUUUGCUGCUGCUUUCCACAGCCAUUGAUCAAGCGAGCGGUAUUCGAUGUUAUGUUUGCGGCGACCCCAGCGAUUUGCCAGGUAUGCGCCCAGAACAGAGUGACACCAGCCUAUUGUCCUGUGAGGAAUUCGAUAGAUCGCAAGGAGAUUCUCUGAAAAAAUUUAUCGUAGAUUGCCCGAACCACUAUAAGGGAUGCAUCACUCAAAAACAAGGUAACAACGUCCACCGGGCAUGCGAUACCGUCGCCUUCGAUGAUUGCCAGUCUGCGAAUGGAAUCACCUACUGCUACUGCAGCGGAAAUCUUUGCAAUGCUCCAGGGGCCAUGAAACUCUCAACCACCAGUGCAGCCUACAUCGAUCUGAAUAAAGUUGAACCUCUCACAGAUGAUGAAGACUACGUGGAUGCAUCAGGCGAUGAUGAUAUCAUUAACUUUGAUUCGAAUGAAAGAAGAAUCAUUAUAAAGGGUACCUUCGAAACUGAGAAAACCAAAAGUAUAGAAACGAAUGAGGACGGUUCCCAGCCCAGUACGCAUGCCAACGAAUACGACGAUGGGAACGAUUUCAUAACCACUGGAGAUGAAUCUGUUCAACUAGUUGGCAGCGGGCCGACUUCUGAUUCCACCAAACCUGAUACAACAAGUACAUGGUCAACCAUUCCCUCUAAUCUAUCGACUAAUGUCAGGGAGUCGAAGUUAACGACAAUUACUUCAGCCACUACUUCCACAACAACUACGAGUAUUUCCAGUACACAUGCUGGGGACGUUAAGAAGUCUUCGACACGACUUACAGGGGCGAAUGGAAGUUGCAAAGUAUUUUCCAGCCAAAUGACUACUUUAUUAGUCUUGAUAGUAGUUACGUUACUGAGUUAUUAAGGGGAAACAAUCUUUGAUUGAAUUUACAAACUAGUAUCUGUGAUAUAAUGUGUAGGUUUGAAGUGAAAUCAUGUAAAAUACCGAGUAAAAUAUAAAAAACAACUUACAUAAGUAUUCUAAGACCAGAACAUACCUCUAUAUUUAUUUUAUAGUCUAGCAACAACUAUUUACCUUUGCUGUAUGAUCAUGUACAAACAAUCAUCUAAAAUUAAAGCCACAUUGUAAA